AUGGAAGCUGGAGACGUUGUGCUCAAUGUGACAUUCCUUAGUCCGGUUGAGGCUCAAGAUAUCAUUCGGCUCUCUUUUCCUUUCGCCUACGUUUACAUCGAUGUGUGGACUAAAGAUGGAAACCCGCAUAGUGUCCAGCUCUACUCUGAAGCUGCGUCUUCUUUGGUCACAAUCCGAAACGACACCAUGAGAUGGGACACCACAGAAACCCAGUCGGCUAUAUACCACGAAUUAGCAAAAUACACUGCUUUACGCAUGGAGCGAUGGGAGGUAGUCGAGAAUGGCGUGUUGUAUUUUGCUAUGCCCAAGGCCACAAAUCCAACAUGGCAGAUAGGCCCCUUCACCGACGUCCGUCAAGGAUUCCUGGAGAACGGAGAACUUGCCAACACGGGAGACACGGAUUUUAGGGCCGCGAUGGUCGCCGACUACCCCGUUUUGGCCUUCGCUGUGGACUUGGGCGACAUUCAAGCUACCUCGGAACAGGUUGUCUGGGCCCUAGGACACGUCCGAGAUACUCUGCUGUCUGGUGCUGGAAAGUCUAUCGGGGUGGAUACGCGGACUUCGUACUUUUGGUCGCAUUAUCCCAGUAUUGGAGACGCCAUUACCGCGUUCUUGGACGACUUCCCCGCUGCAAGGGCAAGGGCUGAAGAGUUUGACCGCAAGUUGAUGGAUGAAGCUGGGGCUGUAUCGUCGCAAUAUGCUGAUCUUGUCGCGCUUUCGGUUCGUCAGACUGUGGCUUCGAUUGAGGUUACCCUUCCCCAGCGGUUUGGGAGGAGCGAGUGGAAUACCACGGAUGUUCAGGCGUACAUGCGGGAUACAGGAUUCUCCAAACGCGGGAAUCCUGUUGAAACAAUUUACGCUGCCAUGCCGGCUCUUCUUUACCUCAAUCCGUCCCUCCUCAAACUCCUACUCAAGCCGUUGUUGAUGUAUCAAUCAUCGUCAAAGUACCAGAAUCCUUAUGCUUCUCCCGAUCUAGGGAACGAUUACAUCUUUUCCACGGGAAAUAACAGUGAUACCAGUCGACUGGCAAUUGAGAGCUGUAGCAGUAUGCUUAUCAUGUCGCUCGCACAUGCUAUUCGAACGGAGGAUUAUACGUUGAUCAAUGACCAUGCCCAGUUGUUGCAGAAGUGGGCGGAUUAUCUCGUCGAACGAGGAGUACAUACCAAGGACCAGAUAUCUGCCGACGGCCUGAAAGACGACGGUCUUACUAACCUGGCAUUGAAGAGUAUCCUCGGCAUCCAUGCAAUGGGAAAAAUUCGAGAAAUUGUCGAUCCCGAUGGAGCCACCUCCGAAGCCGCGAAACGCUACUUGGUGUUUGAAUCUCAUGAGCAGUUCUAUAAAGCAAAACUGGAUUCUGCGCACCAGACUGGUUGGGGCUUGCCUUAUGACAGCCUGGAUCCUACGUUGAUGAAAUCUCAUUGGACUCUAUUCACCGCUGCUUCGGUUAGCGACUCGGCUGUCCGCGACACAUUGAUUGAACGGGUACAUCGUCGAACGUUUUGGAGGGGCACAGCGGCCGCGUUUGGGACGACUUGGAAUGUGGAUACUGGAGCGUCGAUUCCGCUGGGAGGAAGGAAUAGUCCUGCUCAAGGAGCUAUGUUCUCGUUGCUUGCGGCUAAGGCAUUCCAAAAGGGCGGCAGCAACGAAAAUUGGCACAAGGAUCGGGAGGAAGGAAAGAAGAAUGUCGGCGCUAUCGCCGGCGGUGUGGUCGGUGGUGUUGUGGGAUUACUUCUCGUGGCGGCCAUCCUCUUCCUCUGGAAACGACGCAUGGGACCCUUCAAACCUUCAGAACCCCGGACGCGGUAUCUCGUCAAUGUCUCUCCACGGUCGUCCCUCAACGAGUCUGUAUCGUCGCCACAUAGCCAGCCGGCGACAUCGACGCACCGACAAGAGUAUACUGAAUCGACUGCACCGUCGGAGCUGCGACCGGUUCCGUUCAUUCCUGCGCUCCUUGGAGGUGGGAAUGCGUCACGGACGAGUGUGACUAGUGCCACAGUGCAUGAGAGUGACAAUGAUGGACUACCUGCGUCGAAAGAAGUGAUGAUGAGGGAGCGGACACUUCGGCUUGCCAAUGCUAAUCCGCCACCGGCCUCAAGUUAUACCCGGACGACGCCUUCCUCACCAUCUGUCCCACCGUCUAUAAACCCGCCGUCAUCUAUAACGCCUCACUCGCCAUCCUCCGUGCCGUCUGAAGAGCAGCAAAGACAGUUGCAGCUGCAGAGGGAGGUGGAGGAGUUGAGGAGGGAAGUUAAUCUUUUGAGGGCGGAGAGGGAGAGUACGCAGGGGUCUCAAUCGAACAUGACUCCGAUUGACUAUAGGGCGAGUACCCCUUCUGAGCCUCCUCCGACAUACUACUCUUAG
This is a messenger RNA of Coprinopsis cinerea okayama7#130, 2361 nucleotides long. RefSeq names its product glutaminase. The record is from RefSeq and is a predicted model, not a curated record. Bases 1 to 2361 code for a protein of 786 amino acids. NCBI's taxonomy places the organism in Eukaryota, Fungi, Basidiomycota, Agaricomycetes, Agaricales, Psathyrellaceae. The transcript has 16 exons.